GCUGUUACUUAUGUCUAGAAGUGUUUCUUUUCCGCCUCCUACUGGACAUUUAAGGUACUGCACUUUGUUUGCCGUUUACUUUCGGUUUCUCUCAGUGAAUGCAGUCGGGAAGAACGUUCAUACAGUUCCUAUGGGCUAUUGAUUCCAUCGUUAAAACCUUGGAAAUAUAUGUCUUUUUACAUAAAAGAAGUGAGAAGAACAAUCACCAGUAAAGUCACUAAAGUUACGAAGACUGCUUUCUGGAGUUCUUUUCUGAAAUUGUACGCUAUCUGUUAAGCCUUUGCCCAAGCAACGCAAUUGGUCAGAACAGAAUAGUAAAAAGACAUUGACACAGCGGGUUAAAACAGCGGAAUUACACGACCAUUGUUACAUUGCAUUGCACAUCUCUUCAGCAGCAAGUAUGGAGUCACACUGUGAUGAGAAAGAAACCUCUCAGGCCUUUGAGAUUAGAUCACAAGCUUCUAGCUGGAAAUCAUCACAAAGAUCAAGUCGGUCAUCAGCCAGUGCGGCAGCGACUCGGGCGAGAGCUAAAGCAGAAGCAGCUCGAGCUAAAGCUUCGUAUGCAGAAAGAGAAGCAGCUAUGAUGAGGAAAAAAGCAGAAGUAGAAGCAGAUCUAUACUUGCUACAAUCUCAUAAAGAAGCGACUGCAGCAUCCGCUGAAGCGGCAAUUUAUGAAGCAGCAGCUGACAUUGAGGAAGGAAAUAUAGCGGAAUUGGACCAUGAGACACACUCAGUUCGUACUCAGCGUACUAAGGAGUAUGUUCAGAAGCAUGCAGUGGAACAAAAUCAGCAGCAGUAUUCUGGUACUCCGAUUCUACAGUCAUCCUUAAAGAAUGCUGAACCUCUUCUGUGUGAAGCAACAGUAACAUCUCCACAUGUAUAUCAAUCUUAUGGAAUGGAGGGAUUAAAAAUAAAACAGGAGACAAUGGAUAACCAGAGAGAUCAUGGACAUCUCUCUGCUUUUCAAACAUCUCCAGCUCCCAGCAUUAAAGCUCCCAUGUUUAGCCUACCAUAUACAUCUGAUUUAGCAAACUACAUGGUAAGAAAAGAGAUGGUGAGUUCUGGUCUUGUGAAGUUCGAUGAUCAUCCUGAGAACUACUGGGCUUGGAAAUCAUCUUUCCAAGAUGUCACAAAAGACCUUGGACUAACAGCCAGAGAAGAGCUCGACCUUCUUACAAAAUGGCUCGGCCCAGAGUCAUCAAUGCAAGCCAAACGGAUCAGAUCGGUUCAUGCACAUUUUCCUAUAGCAGGUGUCCGUAUGCUUUGGCAGCGAUUGGAAGAGUGUUAUGGUUGCCCAGAAGUAAUUGAGAAUGCGCUGUUGAGAAAACUGGAAGAGUUUCCAAAGAUUUCUAACAGGGAUGGACAAAGACUCAGAGAGUUAGGAGACAUGCUUAUGGAACUGGAAUCUGCAAAGUCAGGCGGACAUUUACCUGGAUUAGCAAUUCUUGACACUGCUAGGGGAGUAAAUCCCAUCAUUGAGAAACUUCCCUUUAAUCUACAGGAAAGAUGGAUCACUCAUGGUGCUAAAUAUAAAGAGGAUUAUCGUGUCGCAUUUCCCCCAUUUGGCUUCUUUGUCAAAUUCAUUUGCGACCAAGCAAGAAUAAGAAAUGAUCCCAGUUUUUUGCUAUCUAUGCAGUGCUAUCUCAAACAGGAGAAAUUUCCACGGGUAAGCAACAAAAUACCUGUGUCAGUGAGGAAAACUGAAGUGCUAACCACAGUUCCUAAUUCUAAAGCCAACCAACCUCCAGAUCCUGGUAAGCAAUGUCCAAUUCACAAUAAGCCACAUCCGUUGUCAAAGUGCCGUGGUUUUAGAGGAAAACCCCUGGAUGAAAGAAAAAUGUACCUCAAAGAGCAGUCUAUCUGCUUCAGGUGUUGCAAUUCCACUAAACACAUAGCAAAGGAAUGUGCAGCAGCUGUUAAAUGUAGAGAGUGUAACAGUGAUCGCCAUGUCUCUGCAAUGCACCCAGGAUCAGCUCCAUGGGCAGUGGAAUCUCCAGUAACACAGCAAGAGCAGGGCGGGGAGCCUGAAGGUGAUAUAUUAUCUGAGGUUACUUCUAAGUGCACAGAAAUCUGUGGCAAAGCUCUUAGACCUAGAUCAUGCUCAAAAAUCUGUUUGGUGGAUGUUUACCCAUCUAACUCCCCUGGAAAGGCUAAGAGGAUGUAUGUUGUUCUGGAUGACCAGAGUAACCGGUCUCUAGCAAAGUCUGACUUUUUCGAGCUGUUUGGGAUCAAUGGAGAUUCUUUUCCCUAUACUCUUCGUACAUGUGCAGGCACAACAAAGACAAUGGGAAGAAGAGCAGAUAAUUUCAUUGUUAGUUCACUGGAUGGGAAAACUCAAGUGUCACUUCCCACACUCUUAGAAUGCAACAUGUUGCCGGAAGAUCGCGACGAAAUUCCUACUCCUGCAGUUGCACAAUACUUCUCUCAUCUCAAGCCAAUGGCUGACAAAAUACCACCUUAUGAUGCAAACGCUCCCAUUCUUCUUCUUUUUGGAAGGGACAUUCUAAGUGUGCAUAAGGUUCGAGAACAGUGUAAUGGACCUGGUAACCUGCCAUAUGCUCAGCGUCUUGACUUAGGCUGGGUCAUUGUGGGAGAGGUUUGUAUGGGAGGAGUACACAAAUCCGAGACUGCAAAUGUUUUCAGAACAAACAUAUGGCAAAAUGGACGGACAUCUUUUUUCACACCCUGCUCAAAAGGAAUUCAGAUCAAAGAACAGUUUGGUACUCCAAAUGAUCAAUACCAAUUUUGCUGUCCUGUCUCAAGCUGUUUCACGGAUCACCUGGGUGAUAACGUCUUUCAGAGGACUCCUGAGGAUGAUAAGCUUUCACUGUCUGUUGAGGAUAACAUCUUCCUUGAGGUUAUGAACAGAGAAAUGUACAUGGAUGAGUCAAACCACUGGGUAGCUCCCUUACCAUUCCGUUUACCUCGCAGCCCACUGCCGAACAACCGAGACCAGGCAAUGAAACGUCUUAAUGUCCUCCAGCGCACCUUACAAAGGAAACCCGAGAUGGCCAAACACUUUGUGGAGUUUAUGCGAAACUUGUUCAUCAACCAACAUGCAGAAAUAGCUCCCCCGCUGCAGCCUGAUGAAGAAUGCUGGUAUUUACCAAUAUUUGGUGUGUACCACCCUCUGAAACCUGGGAAGAUUAGGGUCGUCUUUGAUUCUAGUGCACAGUAUGAAGGCGUCUCGUUGAAUAGCAUUCUUCUUCGUGGACCAGAUCUAAACAACAAGCUCCUGGGGGUCUUGAUGCGAUUUCGUAGGGAGCAGAUUGCAGUUACAGCUGAUGUAGAACAGAUGUUUUACUGCUUCAAGGUCAGGGAAGAUCACCAAAACUUUCUGAGGUUUCUGUGGUUCAAGGAUAAUGACCUAUCCAAAGAAAUCACAGAGUACCGAAUGACAGUUCAUGUUUUCGGUAACAGCCCGUCGCCAGCUGUGGCAAUCUUUGGGAUGAGACGAGCAGCUGAGUUUGGAGAAGACGAGCAUGGAAGAGAAGCCAAGCACUUUGUCCAUAAAAAUUUUUAUGUGGACGACGGCCUGAUCUCUGUAUCCAGUGCCGCUGAAGCCAUCAGUCUACUGAAAAACACCAAAAACAUGUUAGCUGAGUCAAACAUCAAGCUUCACAAGAUUUCAUCAAACAGCCAUCAAGUAAUGGAAGCAUUCCCUCCAUCUGAAAGAGCAAAUGACCUGAAGGAUCUGGAUUUGAGUGUCGAUCCUCUUCCUCUCCAAAGAAGUUUAGGGUUGAGCUGGAACUUAGAGACUGACUGUUUCACUUUUCAGGUGUCUACAGUAGUUAAACCAUUCACACGACGGGGCAUACUUUCAACAGUUAACAGUCUCUAUGAUCCUUUGGGAUUUGUUGCACCUGUCACCAUGCAGGGUAAGGCCUUAGUAAGAGAGCUGUCAUCAGAGCAGUUUGACUGGGACACGCCACUCCCAUCUGAUAAAGAAGCCCAGUGGAAAGCAUGGACAGAUUCAUUAGCAGAUCUCAAGGAAGUCCAGAUUCACAGACCCUAUGUUCCAGUCUCGAUUUCCAACACUUCCAAGAGAGAGAUAAUCAUUUUUGCUGAUGCCUCUACAUUAGCCAUAGCAGCGGUUGCCUACCUGAGGGUUGUAACUACAGACGGUCAGUGUCACAUUGGGUUUGUUAUGGCCAAAUCAAAGUUGGCACCAUACCCUGCUCACACAGUGCCACGUCUAGAGUUGUGUGCGGCAGUUCUUGCUGUCGAGCUGGCAGGAUUGAUUAAAGAAGAGCUGGAUGUGGAUCUAACUGCAGUAAAGUUCUACACAGACAGUAGAAUCGUUUUAGGAUACAUCUACAAUACUUCCCGGCGAUUCUAUGUGUAUGUUGCUAAUCGAGUGGCCCAAAUUAGACAUUCCACAAAGCCAGAACAGUGGCAUCACAUUGAUUCAGACCUCAAUCCGGCAGAUCUCGGCACCAGAUUCAUUCCAGCAGCUAUCCUACCUCAAACUAAUUGGUUCUAUGGUCCAGGAUUCCUCCAUCACCCUAUUCUCAGGGAAACUCCUGAAAAUGAAUCAUUUGAGCUUGUAGAGCCAGAGAAGGAUCAGGACAUUCGCCCACAUGUAGUAACCUUUGCCACGCAGACAACAGAACAGUCUCUGGGAUCACACAGAUUCGAACGCUUCUCUGAGUGGAGAUCUCUUGUAAGAAGUAUAGCCAUGCUGGGCCAUGUUGCAAAAUCAUUUUCUCAAGACAGAAAUACCGGGGAUUGCGAAGGAUGGCAUUGGUGCAAUAAAUGUCUCCAGUCUGAGCGCACACAAGCAAAGACUUCUAUUAUUAAAUGUGUGCAGCAAGAGCACUAUAAAGAUGAAUUCAAGAGUUUGGAGAAAGGUGAAGAAAUCUCACAGCAAAGUGCUCUGAAGAGACUAUCUCCCUUUGUAGACACUGAAGGACUUAUUCGAGUGGGAGGUCGCUUACAAUCAGCAGAACUGUCUGAACAGGAAAAACACCCACUAAUAAUUCCAGCAAGUCAACACGUAGCCACGUUGUUGGUCAGAUACUACCAUGAUCGAGUGGCACAUCAAGGACGACAUCUAACUGCCGGUGCAGUACGUUCAGCAGGUCUCUGGAUUGUAAAAGGAACUAAACUAAUCAACCGUGUGAUUCAUCAAUGCGUUCUCUGUAGGAAGUUAAGAGGUAGACUCGAAGAACAGAGAAUGUCAGAUUUACCUAUGGACAGAGUGAAAGUGGAUCCUCCAUUCACUCAUGUGGGUCUGGAUGUUUUUGGGCCAUGGAACAUAAUAUCACGCCGCACUAGGGGUGGCAGUGCUGAAAGUAAAAGAUGGGUUGUCAUUUUCUCUUGCUUAAGUACAAGGGCUGUUCAUUUGGAAGUCAUUGAGUCCAUGUCAACCUCAAGCUUCAUUAAUGCCCUCAGACGGUUUUUGGCAGUUCGCGGACCAGUCAAACACUUCAGAUCCGACAGAGGAACAAAUUUCAUCGGAGCCUGUCGAGAACUGAAAAUCAAUGCAGAUGAUCCAGAACUAAAAGGUUACUUGCAGGAGCAAGGUUGCGUAUGGACAUUUAAUGCUCCCCACUCUUCCCAUAUGGGGGGAGCUUGGGAAAGAAUGAUCCACAUAGCACGGAAUAUUCUGGAUGCAUUGCUGCUAAAAACCGGCCUUUCCCGUCUUACCCAUGAGGUUUUGACUACUCUCAUGUCCGAAGUCAUGGCAAUAAUGAAUGCUAGACCUUUACUUCCUAUUUCUUCUGAUCCAGACACAUUGGAAGUUCUGUCCCCUGCCAUGCUCCUCAAUCAAAAGGCUAGCACUGUACCAGCACCUCUUGGGGACUUUGACAUUAAGGACCUCUACAAGAAAGAAUGGCGACAAGUUCAGUGUCUGGCAGAUGCUUUUUGGAAAGCUUGGAGGAGAGACUAUCUUGCAACAUUGCAAGUACGGAGGAAAUGGACUGAGAAAAGACGGAACCUCGAGGAAGGUGAUGUUGUCUUGCUUAAAGAUUCCAAAGUGAAACGUAGUGAGUGGCCAAUUGGACUCAUUGUGAAAACCAUACCCAGCAGUGAUGAUAAUGUGAGGAAGGUGGAGGUAAAGAUAGUUAGAGAAGGAUCUGCUAAGGUAUACCUAAGGCCUGUCUCUGAAGUAGUACUACUCCUGCCUGGGACGUCACAGAAGGAUCCAUAAUGGUAUAAUAAUUUAUUAUACCAGGCGGGGAGUGUGCUGUUACUUAUGUCUAGAAGUGUUUCUUUUCCGCCUCCUACUGGACAUUUAAGGUACUGCACUUUGUUUGCCGUUUACUUUCGGUUUCUCUCAGUGAAUGCAGUCGGGAAGAACGUUCAUACAGUUCCUAUGGGCUAUUGAUUCCAUCGUUAAAACCUUGGAAAUAUAUGUCUGUAAGUGCUAAGUUUUAUACUAAAUAGUGCUUUAAGUGUUGUGUAGAUUAAAGUAAAGUGUAGAUCAGUAUUAUUGUUGUAUUUGUUAUAUACAGAUAUGAUUUGCAUCAUUGGUUCGAUACUUUGUUUUAGCAUACUGCUAAUUUCUCUUCUGUUUGUAUAGAAUCUCAUUUGAUUAUAAUUUCUUGGCAUGUACAAAACCGAACUGUAUUGUUAACUGGAUGUGUAUGUAAAGGUGUACAUAAUGUUCAUACAUAUUUAUUCUUGUUUGUAGUUUUACAUAAAAGAAGUGAGAAGAACAAUCACCAGUAAAGUCACUAAAGUUACGAAGACUGCUUUCUGGAGUUCUUUUCUGAAAUUGUACGCUAUCUGUUAAGCCUUUGCCCAAGCAACGCAAUUGGUCAGAACAGAAUAACUUGUGCUUUAACAGAC
Molecule: messenger RNA, 6795 nt
Organism: Carassius gibelio (silver crucian carp)
Lineage: Eukaryota; Metazoa; Chordata; Actinopteri; Cypriniformes; Cyprinidae
Exons: 2
Coding region: 401-6154 (1917 amino acids)
Biological process (GO): DNA integration
Molecular function (GO): nucleic acid binding
Source: RefSeq, a predicted model, not a curated record